UAUGCAUCAAAAUAAAAACUUGUGAAGCAAGUUACAUCAGCGCGUAAUAUUUCGAAAACAAGAAAUGAGUUUGGGUAAAUAACUCAAAGACUAAAUACAGAAAUGGGGAUUCUUAAAGUCUUAUAUUUGCAAAAACAUAUUGCUUCAUUCACACUCUUAAUAAGUGUGUAUGUGCUUUGUCUUGGAGUUAGCUUUAGUGGAGCCUCAGCCGAAAAUGAAAGUUUCCUGGCAGGAUUUCACUGUGGAAAUGUGACAUAUGGUUCCACAGAAGUUCAAGCAGGAGAAACAAACUCUACGGUGUCAUUUCUGUGUGUGGAGUGCAUGUUUCAUCAAAACUGUUUGUCAAACAACAAUUGUUUAAGGUGGACAGCAGGAGCCAUGUGUGAAAAGUGCAUUAAAACCCCCAAUGCUAUGACCUAUAGGGUGGGUAAUUCCUGCUCCCCUUGCCCCCAGUUCCCGUGGCAGUUGGUGAGCCUCACGGUGUUCCUGCUUGUUCUGCUUAUCAACACCUACCGGAAUGGCUUCACAACAUCUGUAGCAUCCAAGGUUAAGCUGGUGUGUAAUUUCCUCCAGUGCCUCGUACUAGCGGUACAUAUCAAAGUGGCCUGGCCAGAUAUGAUCCUGCAGAUGAUAGGAGUCAUCAACUUUUCAUUCUUCUCAUUUUAUUUGAUAGCCCCAGAAUGCAUGUUCCCCAGCUGGCCUGCCAUGCUGCCCUUCUACAUGGACUGGCUCAUUCUGAUGAUCAUACCUCCUAUUGCACUAACUGUGGGUGCCCUAGCUGAUAAACGCUUGGCUGUUUUUCAGAAACUGAGUACAAAAUUACCUAUAGAUCAUACUGGCAAUGAAGGGCUUAGGACAGAAAAGAAGAAUCGUCGUACCACAGCGCGACGUGUUGUCAUCAUAUUUGCUGUGGUUAUGUACGCUCCUGUAACUCUAGCAGCAGUUAGGACAUACUUGUGCUCAGAGACAGUACCCAAGAAGCUUGUACUGAAUCAAACUGAUGAUGUAUUUCUGCUUGACAAUAGUGUAUCUUGCAAUGGCUUUGUGUUCCAGGUGUUCCAGUUGUUUGGUGGCCUCUACCUGAUGCUGCUGGGUGUACUUUUCCCAUUACUGAUCGUCUUCUUCACCCUCAGGCAGAACAAGUGGUCCUUGCUGUAUUCACAGUGGCACAAGUAUAGUCCAGUAUAUGAAACAUACAAAGACAAGAUGUGUUUUUGGGAGACUGUUCAGAUACUACGCAAGCUGGUGGCUAUUGUUAUUACAGAAAUGUACCCUUUUACGCCCCUGAUCCAGGCAUGUGUACAGAUGGGUGUUACCGGGGUGUACCUGCUAAUGGUCCUUCUGCUGCGGCCUUUCAGGUCAUGCUACUGGAUACAUCCGAUUGCUAACAUACAUCAUAUAUUUGAGGUGCUCUCUACGAUUGUCAUUCUGCUGACUCAGGCUGUAGCGUUCUCCCUGGCCAUAGACAGGUACCUGGACCACACAGAUAUAGCUCUGCUGGCGUUGGUGGGUCUGGUUCUGACCAUGUGGCUUGUUACCAUGGUAACAGUCAGCCUGGAGAAGAAACAGCACAUCCCAACAGAGGAGGGAAAACAUGCAGAGGAAACAGUCAAGAAGAUGAUACCGGUAGUCAAAUCCCAACCAACACGAAACCUGAAGUUUUGGAAGAAGAAGAAAGUAGGGCCAAACCCAGAGUACUUAGAACAGAUCGAGAUCAACAAGAGGAAUAUAGACUUCUAACGCUGCAUUAUCACAUGAGGAUAUACAAACAUUAAUUCACAAAUGCAUGAGCUAUACCGUUAAUAGAUCCGAACUAGUUAUAUACAUGUAUGUUAAUAUGGAUUCAUAUAAAAUUAGGCAUAUCAAAACAUGUAACAAGGACUUAUAUAUUGAUUACCUCAAAUUAUGUCUGGUUUAUAAAAACUGGCCUCGUCUUGGUUAAAAUAUCAUCUGAUAUCACAAUGGCCAGAUGUUUCAUAGCCAAAACGAUGGUUUAAAUAUCAUCUGAUACCACAAUGGCCAGAUGUUUCAUAGCUGCCAAAACGAUGGUUUAAAUAUCAUCUGAUACCACAAUGGCCAGAUGUUUCAUAGCUGCCAAAACGAUGGUUUAAAUAUCAUCUGAUACCACAAUGGCCAGAUGUUUCAUAGCUGCCAAAACGAUGGUUUAAAUAUCAUCUGAUACCACAAUGGCCAGAUGUUUCAUAGCUACCAAAACAAUGCUUUAAAUAUCAUCUGAUACCACAAUGUCCAGAUGUUUCAUAGCUGCCAAAAUGAUGGUUUAAAUAUCAUCUGAUACCACAAUGGCCAGAUGUUUCAUAGCUGCCAAAACGAUGGUUUAAAUAUCAUAUGAUACCACAAUGGCCAGAUGUUUUAUAGCUGCCAAAAAUGGUUUAAAUAUCAUCUGAUACCACAGUGGCCAUAUGUUUCAUAGCUGCCAAAACGAUGGUUAAAAUAUCAUCUGAUCACAAUAGCCAGAUAUUUCAUAGCUGCCAAAAUGAUGGUUUAAACAUCAUCUGAUUCCACAAUGACCAGAUGUUUCAUAGCUGCCAAAACAAUGGUUUAAAUAUCAUCUGAUACCGCAAUGGCCAGAUGUUUCAUAGCUACCAAAACAAUGGUUUUAAUAUAAUCUGAUACCACAAUGGCCAGAUCUUUCAUAGCUGCCAAAACAAUUGUUAAGAUAUCAUCUGAUACCACAGUGGCCAUAUGUUUCAUAGCUGCCAAAAGUAUGGUUUGAAUAUCAUCUGAUACCACAAUGGCCAUGUGUUUCAUAGCUGCAAAAACAAUGCUUUAAAUAUCAUCUGAUACCACAAUGGCCAGAUGUUUCAAAGUUGCCAAAACAAUGGUUUAAAUUUCAUCUGAUACCACAAUGGCCAGAUGUUUCAUAGCUACCAAAAACAAUGCUUUAAAUAUCAUCUGAUACCACAAUGGCCAGAUGUUUCAUAGCUGCCAAAACAAUGCUUUUAAUAUCAUCUGAUACUACAAUGGCCAGAUGUUUCAUAGAUGUCAAAACGAUGGUUUAAAUAUCAUCUGAUACCACAAUGGCCAGGUUUUUUUCAUAGCUGCCAAAACGAUGGUUGUAAUAUCAACUGAUACCACAAUGGCCUGAUGCUACAUAGCAGCCAAAACGAUGGUUUAAAUAUCAUCUGAUACCACAAUGGCCAGAUGUUUUAUAGUUGCCAAAACGAUGAAAGGGCUUUCAAUACAGUUAUAUUUGUGACAAAGCUGUAAUUGUGUUAUAUUAAAUUGUAUGUUAAUUUAUACUCACCCAAUACUUGUUUGUAUAUAUUUCAACCAAUUAUUGGUUUUCUAUAACAUAAUUUAAAUUUCAUAUGAUCUCUUUUCAGUUCAACUAAAAAUUUACUGGCUGUCUUCCACAAUCCACUCAUAUUUGAUAAACAUUAUCUAUCAAACGUAUUUUGUAUUGAACAUUGUUUAAUUUAAAUUUUAAAGCAUGUUAGCUUUAUGAUACCGAAGUUGGGUUAGCAAAAACAUGAAAUAUUCUUUGUUUAAGAUAUGCCGGGUGUAUCCUGACUUUGAAAUAAAGCCAUUAAAAAAUAUAUUUCUAAGUAAUUAAAUUAAAAUCAAAUGUUUAA
Messenger RNA from Dreissena polymorpha, 3593 nucleotides. RefSeq lists its product as uncharacterized. Bases 103 to 1740 code for a protein of 545 amino acids. Lineage: Eukaryota; Metazoa; Mollusca; Bivalvia; Myida; Dreissenidae. The record is from RefSeq and is a predicted model, not a curated record. The transcript is spliced from 14 exons.